Messenger RNA from Exaiptasia diaphana, 3475 nucleotides. RefSeq lists its product as uncharacterized. The transcript has 10 exons. Bases 291 to 2663 code for a protein of 790 amino acids. Lineage: Eukaryota; Metazoa; Cnidaria; Anthozoa; Actiniaria; Aiptasiidae. The record is from RefSeq and is a predicted model, not a curated record.
AAUCCUCCUUAUACUGCAAUAACAGAUCUUGUAAAAUUCAAAGAAACGAAUGCUAGAAGACAUCGGGAAAAUCGAAUCGAAAAUCGAAGUAUAAUGAAGCAAUCUUCACAAAAGCACCUCAAGAGUGAUGCAUGUAUGUGUUCAUAUAUUCACGUGUGGGCAUUGGCAGGUGGCAUGAUCGCGUGUCUUUACGUUCUGAUCGUUUUAUUUCGUUUAGCCGACGUAAAAUCAUCUGCUUGCACAGCGAGUUUGACUAAAAGGGCUAAAAGCUAAUCAUAUCUCUUGCAUUCAUGUCUGGAAUGAGGAGACUAGCGAAGAGRUUCAUGAUUACAUUUGCUGGGGUGAUGGCAUUGUACUUGAUUCUCAGAGGUUUGAGGCCAGGGAAGAUCAUAAAAGUUCGAAAACUAGAAUUCUGGCCACCCGAAUGUCACUAUACAAGAUUACGACGAGAGAUCGUGACUGAAGAGACUGAAGACCAUAGCGAGUGUCUCAUUCACAAACCAUCCGUCAAUGCAUGYCGUGAAGCUAACAAGUAUUUUGGUAGCCCCUUUGAAGACCUGGUAACUAGRAACUGCACACCGCUUCCUACCCCUGACAUUUGCUGGUUCACCGACACGCAGCCGCCCAAGCUGCAAUGCUCAGAGAGUUUUUGUGGAGACKAUAUAGUCUAUAUGGCUCGACUAGAUCCACGGCAUGGCACGGUAAAUCAUUGGCAGGCAAUAUCUCCAUUCACAACCGAAAAUGCACAGAAAUUCGUCAAUAAAAUACAAGCAGAAGGUGGGACUUUUUGUUUAAUCAAGUGCGGCGRGUUUACACAAGUCAUUCUUUUCCCGCCAAAACUCAUUUUAACGGAAAACUUGGACCGUAAACCUAACGUCGUCAUAUUAUUACUGGAUUCUCURUCAAGAAGACAUUUCUAUCGUGUUWUGAGRAAGUCAGUUCAGGCUUUGAGAGACGUCAUGAAUGACCCGUCCGGUGCCGCAACGGUGCUUGACUUUGAGCUCUUUCAAAGUAUCAGUAUGCAUACCUUUGAUAAUCUUCGCCCACUGUUCUCUGGAGUUCUGCAAGGUUAUACGGAUUUUAAGAAAAAAUCAUCCGCGUCGCAAAGACCUGUGGGUAUCGACAUUCUUUUCAAGCAUUUUAAGCAGCAUGACUACCAGACAAUGAUCCAAGAAGACCUUUGCUGGUAUGACGAAUGGGGAACACUCUUAGAUAAUAUGGAACGAAAAUCCGACAGCACACCAUCAGUACAGCGAUGGGUACGGUUUAACGAACUUAUACGCAACCAUCAGCUCGACCAUCUGGGAAUCACGCAUUUUACGUGCGAAGUUCUCAAGUACUACAGUUUGUCCAACCUUUACGAUCGUCCAUCAAAAGUAUGUUUCAAUGGCAGAUUCAUAAGCUCGUAUUUUUACAAGUACACGCGUUCUUUCGUAAACGCAAUAAGACGCACGAAAAACGCAAAGCCGAUUAUUCUCUACCAACACUUAAACACUGCGCACACUGAAACAGGGACGAGGAUUACGAAUAUGGAUCAGGAUCUGGCGAGUUUUAUCCAUUUCAUGUCAARGGAUCCCAAUACGUGGACUUUAAUAYUAUCAGAUCAUGGUCAUACUAGGACACCCUACGGGCAGACUGAGGAAGGCUUACUAGAGCGAUACAAUCCUCUGCUUUUCAUGAUAAUACCAAAACARCUCGCAAAACGAUUGGGUAGAGAAACAAUGGAUAACCUGUCAACCAAUCAGCGAAGAAUUCUCACCACUCUAGACCUACAUAAAGCUCUUAUGACUUUCCACCAGGAAUCGAACUCYCGAUCAAAGGAUUUUCGGAAAACGGGUGUGUUCUCGAAGAUUCCAUCRAGUCGAACAUGUUUUGACCUGCCCUUGAUGCCAUUGGCUAGGUGUCARUGCGAGGGGGCUGAACAGAGCUUGAGAGACAAUUCACCAAGUCAUACUUGGUUAGCGGAGUUUGCUCUUGGUACUCUAAAUGGGUAUAUACAGCAUCAGUACUCUAAUGGAAAACAUUCAAAAUCGCUUGGGGUGAAAGGGUACGGACGUUGUSUUCGCUUGACAGGGAAAAGUUUUACUAAAGUMAUUCAAAGGCAACAYGGCUCURUGGUAAAAUUCAACAUUCACGUAGACGCGACAGUUGUAGGUCUCCAGGACGACGAAGUCUUUCAAGUGGCCGUUCGCCUGAACAAUGGCGUCCCAAAACUUGUUUUAUACGACCGUCAAACUUUGUACAACAAGUUUAAACCUUGUGCUGACGAAUCUGUGGACAUAAAACUCUGCAUGUGCGACAAGAGAAAACCUUUGAACGACGUAGUCRGUCGGAUAGACUCGAARAAGGUUGCACAUCCCAAAUUGCAUUUCAUGUUUCAGUCGCAUGCCGAAAUUACGAACUUAUAUGARAAUUGUUUACUUCAAGUGAUUCGUAGACAUCCCAGUGGAAUUAGCGUGGCUUAUGAGGUGAUUAAUUCUUGUAAUGACAAGACAUUUGAAGUGKUGGUAGAAGGUACUACUGAGUAUGUGUUUUUAUCGAUGAAUCUUCCAAUGGCGUUUACAAUACAACCAAACACCCAUUCUUUUAUGUUUUCUGGUACAAGGCAGAUUUUGAGCCAUAGUCAUUUAGAUAUUAAAGUUAUUGUAAGACUUGUUAGWUGACGAUGGGAUUCCUUUGUGGACUUGAUUCCGAGAGGGACUGAUAUAAGAGRAAUUUUACCCAAGUUCCACUCGGUAACAAGUACUAGAGGGAGCCCAUCUAUAGAUUUAUGGCAGCUCCUGAGAUUUUGCACAGGAUGUGCGUUUAGACGUUGUGGGAAGGAUUACAUUGUAAUGUGUGCUCAAACGGCGUACAGUGAGCUGCGUCUCACAUAGAGAAUAAGUCCGAGAGAGUGUUCAAUAAAAGAUCGAGCAAGGAGUUGCAUUCCUCAGAUGUCUAAGGGAGCGUUCAAAUUGCAUGACAGYUAGCAAUGUGUCAUUUUAUGGCAAUCUCUGAACCCAAUAUAUAUURAACAAAAUUGCGCAUGUUUUUCUUUGUCCUCUUAUAGACCUCUGAGGCUUUUACGUCAUAUAAUGGCGGAUUUCUUUUGUUUUCUCUAGAAACUGAUCCCACAAUGCAUUGAAAAGCAAGUAGUGACGUAAAAGGUUCAGAAGUCUAUUGACACCUAUGAUUGACACACGUUAUAAAGUGUUCAAAACUCAAGUGAACUCAUGAGUGCAGAGUGCAACAAAAAAACRUGCACAAUUUGUUUUUUUUUUUACCACAUUUUCAGCCAAAUAUUAGGWAGAAAUCCUUUUCUUUGACUGAGCGCGCGCGAGACGUAAUGACGUCAUCKCAGUGUGUAUGUCAUAUGACACAUUCUAAUCACCCAAAUCAGCGCGCAAGAAUUGAUCUUUUAAAUAGUUUUUAAAUGGUUUGUUAAUGUUCAUAAAUGCUCAYAAUAUUAAUAUUAAAAUCUCGAUGUAAAUUUUUA